Messenger RNA from Arvicanthis niloticus (Nile rat), 2871 nucleotides. Lineage: Eukaryota; Metazoa; Chordata; Mammalia; Rodentia; Muridae. The record is from RefSeq and is a predicted model, not a curated record.
GAAAAAUGGAAGAUGCAGCGGGGGUGGACUGACCGAUCAGUUUUCUCCUAGCUCUGAGACGAGAUUCCUAUCAGAACAAAGCACUGUGCACUUGAGAUGGAAUUUUCCUGGGUAACUGGCCAGGAAUACCAACGCCUGCUGCUCUCUUUUCUUCUCCUUUCAAUCUGGGAAGCAGGGAACAGCCAGCUCCAUUACUCCAUCCCAGAGGAGGCCAAACACGGCACCUUCGUGGGCCGCAUCGCACAGGAUCUAGGGCUGGAGCUGGCAGAACUGGUGCCCCGCCUGUUCAGAGUGGCGUCCAAGGACCGCGGGGACCUUCUGGAGGUAAAUCUGCAGAAUGGCAUUUUGUUUGUGAAUUCUCGGAUCGACCGGGAGGAGCUGUGCGGGCGCAGCGCGGAGUGCAGCAUCCACCUGGAGGUGAUCGUGGACAAGCCGCUGCAGGUUUUCCACGUGGAGGUGGAGGUGAGGGACAUUAAUGACAACCCGCCGGUGUUCCCAGGGACACAAAAGAAUCUGUUGAUUGCGGAAUCCAGACUGAUUGACACUCAGUUUCCACUAGAGGGCGCCUCGGAUGCAGAUGUCGGUACAAAUGCUCUGCUGACUUAUAGGCUAAGUCCCAAUGAACACUUUUUGUUGGAAAAACCAUCCAACGAUGAACGGGUAAAAGGCCUUGGGCUUAUAUUACGAAAAUCUUUAGACCGAGAGGAAACUCCAGAGAUAUUUUUAGUGCUCACGGCUACCGACGGAGGCAAACCCGAGCUGACUGGCACCGUUCAGUUACAUAUCACAGUGCUGGACGCCAAUGACAAUGCUCCAGUCUUCGAUAGAUCUCUCUAUACCGUGAAAUUACCAGAAAAUGUUCCAAAUGGAACACUGGUAAUCAAAGUCAAUGCCUCAGAUUUAGACGAAGGUGCAAAUGGGGACGUUAUGUACUCGUUUUCUACAGAUAUUUCACCAAAUGUGAAAUACAAAUUCAACAUAGACUCAGUUACAGGACAGAUUACUGUAAAGGGACACAUUGAUUUUGAAGAAUGCAAUUCCUACGAAAUUCUCAUAGAGGGCAUUGACAAGGGACAACUCCCACUCUCCGGACACUGUAGAGUUCUUGUAGAAGUUGAAGACAUCAACGAUAAUGUCCCAGAGUUGGAAUUCAAAUCUCUAUCACUUCCAAUCAGAGAGAAUGCUCCAGUGGGCACUGUCAUCGCACUCAUCAGUGUGUCUGAUCGGGACACGGGUGUCAACGGGCAGGUGACCUGCUCCCUAACAAAUCAUGUCCCCUUCAAGCUGGUGUCCACCUUCAAGAACUACUAUUCCCUCGUGCUGGACAGCUCCCUGGACCGAGAGACCACAGCGGACUAUAAGGUGGUGGUGACAGCCCGAGACAGAGGCUCUCCCUCGUUGUGGGCCACAGCCAGCGUGUCCGUGGAGGUGGCUGACGUGAACGACAACGCUCCUGUGUUCGCGCAGCCCGAAUACACAGUGUUCGUGAAGGAGAACAACCCGCCUGGCGCGCACAUCUUCACGGUGUCUGCAGUGGACGAAGAUGCGCAGAAGAAUGCGCUGGUGUCCUACUCGCUGGUGGAGCGACGGGUGGGCGAGCGCUUGCUGUCAAGCUAUGUGUCUGUGCACGCGGAAAGCGGCAAGGUGUUUGCGCUGCAGCCUCUGGAUCAUGAGGAGCUGGAGCUGCUGCAGUUCCAGGUGAGCGCGCGGGAUGCUGGUGUGCCUGCCCUGGGCAGCAAUGUGACUCUGCAGGUGUUUGUGCUGGAUGAAAAUGACAACGCACCCACACUGCUGGAACCUGAGGCAGGAGUCUCUGGUGGAAUCGUGAGCCAGCUAGUGUCCAGAUCAGUGGGUGCAGGCCAUGUGGUGGCCAAGGUGCGCGCGGUGGAUGCGGACUCUGGCUAUAAUGCAUGGCUCUCUUAUGAGCUGCAAUCGUCAGAAGGCAGUUCCCGUAGCCUUUUCCGCGUGGGUCUGUAUACGGGCGAGAUUAGUACUACUCGCAUCCUGGAUGAAGCAGAUUCGCCGCGUCAGCGCCUUCUGGUGCUGGUGAAGGACCAUGGUGACCCAGCAAUGACUGUUACCGCCACAGUGUUAGUGUCGCUGGUAGAAAAUGGCCCGGUACCAAAGGCUCCAUCACGAGUGUCCACGAGUGUCACAAACUCGGAGGCGGCACUGGUGGAUGUCAACGUGUAUUUGAUCAUCGCCAUCUGUGCAGUGUCCAGCCUGCUUGUGCUCACGCUGCUGCUGUACACUGCCCUCCGCUGUUCCUCUGUCUCCAAUGAGAGCGUGUGUGGGCCUCCAAAGCCGGUAAUGGUGUGCUCCAGUGCAGUGGGGAGCUGGUCAUACUCUCAGCAAAGGAGGCAAAGGGUGUGUUCUGGGGAGUACCCACCUAAGACCGACCUCAUGGCCUUUAGUCCCAGUUUAUCUGACUCAAGGGACAGAGAGGAUCGAUUGCAGUCUACAGAGGAUUCCUCUGGAAAGGUUAGUUUUACUAUUGUCUUUGACUUGACCUUUUCAUAAGUGUCUUAUUAUCACAUUCUUCACAGAUUUAUUUAUUACUGGAUAUGGCAUUCUUGCGUGGUGAUAGUUUUCCUUUGGGAGUUUGACUAUAUCUUCUAGCAUGCAAAAUUUCUGCCGAAAAUUCUGCUGAUAAGCUUUUCGGUGUUCCAGCUGCUGUAAAAUUUCUGUCGUCAUUGUUGAUUCUUGACAAUAAAUUUGUAGAUGUGGCUUUUCUUAGUUUCCUCCUCUCUGAACUAUGCUAAGGUUUUGACUAUCCAUUUCUUCCUCAGAUUUACAGGGUUUAAGCUAUAAUUCCAAAGGUAAGAUUUCUGCUGUUCUCUUCUCUCUGUGAAUAACACAAUGCAAAUAUUU